AUGGCUUUGGAAGCAGAGAAAGACAAAUCGGCAAUCGUGCCAUCUGUUGAUGCGAAGGAGUCUGAAAUCUCUAAGCUCAAACAUGAGAUGGGCGAGAGAAUGGAAGACAUUGGACGUCUGAUAUCGCAUCCAGCUGCAAAGCGUGACGAGCUCCGACGCCAUGCGACUGCUACACAACACCAGCCAAAUUCAUGUAGCAGCCGUGUGCGACCGCCAUUUGGUCAGGAAUUGGAUGUACCAAUAAAUCAUUCACGAUGUCCAAAAGCUCUUCAACCAGGCUCGAUCAGGGCAAAGGAUCGCGAAGUAUUGUUUCAACGCGUAUUUGGUCCAGAUAUGAGUAAAACUCGUGGGUUUAACGUCGUAGAAGAACUCAUUUUGUCCUGCCCCCACGUUUAUAAUGUGUCAAUUAUAGCAUACGGACAAACUGGCACUGGAUAA
Molecule: messenger RNA, 438 nt
Organism: Cooperia oncophora
Lineage: Eukaryota; Metazoa; Nematoda; Chromadorea; Rhabditida; Trichostrongylidae
Source: the annotation of a GenBank genome assembly